GCCCGUUGGCUGCAUCUCUCGUGUGCCUUCUGUUUGGCUUAAAGCCUUGAAUUGAAGGUCUGUUUCUUGUUUCUCUCUUUGAGGCUAUUGAGGGCUUCCUCCAUCAAUCCAAUCCCCAAAUCCCCCCUUUCUAUUUGGCGGCUAUCUUUCUUUCUUUCCCUACAAACCCCUUUAUUUACAGAUUCAAUGUUACAUCUAUUCGUCUUUCUUAAUCUUCAAUAGGCCUGUUGAGCCGCCUCACAAACCCUAGAUCCAGCCAUCGAUAUUCUUCAGGGUUUCCUUCAUUAACCAUGGUUGGUGGUGCUACUCAUCAACAACCACAGCCGUCUCAAUUGCCUCCUCCAUCAUCGUUGUCCUCAAUCGCUCCUGCACCCACGACGGAAGAAGAGGAGUUCUUGAAAAGGAACACCGAUUGUGUUUACUUUCUUGCAUCUCCCCUGACCUGCAAAAAGGGAAGUGAGUGCGAGUAUCGUCAUAGUGACAUUGCACGGGUCAACCCCCGGGAUUGCUGGUACUGGUUAAAUGGAAAUUGCUUAAACCCGAAAUGUGGCUUCCGUCAUCCUCCACUUGAUGGAUUGUUGGGGGCUGAAGUUCCUACUCCAGUGGGACCUUCUAUACCUCAGGCUCCGGUAACGCCUACACCACCGUAUGCUAUGUCCAAACAAGGCGUUGCCUGCAUUUUCUUCCAGAAAGGUUUUUGUUUGAAAGGACAUUUAUGCCCUUUCUUGCAUGGGCCACCAAACAUGGUCAAUAACAAAGUGGUGCAACCUGUGCAGCCUAAUUCGGUUACCAAGCCUACUAAGAUGGCUUCUGCUGGUCCGGAGAAAUCUAUUCAAGAACCGAAGUUUAUGCAACAGGAAAGUGUCCAAAAUCCAGUUGAGUUUCUACCUCCGCAAGGGAAACAAGUGCCCAGAAUGGCAGCUGCUCCUGCUCCGGCAAGAAAUGGUGGUGGUGGUGGUGGUGGUGGUGCUAUGAAGAAGAAUAUAGCACCGCCUCCUGAGGAGCCUCCUAGGUACAGACCAGCCAGUGUUGUUCCACCUCCUGUCAUGAAUGAAUUCCCACCCAGCAGGUCUAACCAUGGUGUAUACGAGACUCAUUAUGUUUCUGAUAAUGAUGGUAUUCUGAACGGGAAGGAUGUUGACGAAUAUUCAAGGGAGCCUACCCCUGGAUUUGACGUUCUUGUGGACAAUGAGCUUGGCGAUUCUGAAUACUAUCCUAAUGAAGAACAGUUUGGAAGGUCUAGAGGCCAUGAUUUUGAUAUUGGUCGUUCUACUGACUACGAUGUCGAUCGAGAUAUGUAUAGCGAGCGGCGUGAUUAUGACCAUUAUAAUGAUGAAGGAUAUGCAUGGGAGGAUCACAGAACAUCUUCCGAGAGGGUGUUGGGUGAAGCAUCUAACUUUGGAAGGAAGCGUUUUCCAAGAGAUGACAGCCCUGAUCAGUUUGAUAAAUCAGAUUUGCGCCAUCGGAUAUCAAAGCAAAGAAGAGGUAAUGUUGGCGGCGGUCUGCGAUCAGUUGUCAGUAGUGAACAUCUCCGUGACAGCCGUGCCGACAGGAUGCCAAGGACUGACAGCCACCACCACCACUACCACCGCCGCCUGGAUCCUGGUUCUCUUAGCAGCCGGCUUAGAGGAAGAAUAAAGGUUCCGGGAAGGUCAUCUUCACCUGGAAAUGAAAACGAGUUGAUGGUAGAAAGGGAAAUUGACAUGGGAAGGCAGCAUCGGUCCAGAUACUCACCUGGAAGGCCACCACACGUGUCAUCCAACCAUAGCAGGCUUAGAGACAGAAUAAAGGGCAGAUCCAUUGAGGAUUUCAACGACCAUAAGGGUUCUCAUGGGAGACGAGAGAUGGCGUCUGACAAUGGUAACGAGUUUUCAGGACCUAAAAGAUUGUCGGAGCUGAAAAGCGGGGAUGAUCAUCAAUCUCUGGGGAAAAGGAAAUACCCAAGAGUGGAGAGUCCACAAUCGGAUGGCAAUCUAUCAUUUGAAGGGCCAAAGCCGCUAAGUGAGAUUCUGAAGCGGAAAAGAGGAGGCUCUGUCGUUUCUUGUGUGAAUAAUGAAGAUAAUAACUCAAACGGAAAUAAUGAAAAGGGAAAAGACAUCCCAUUGGAGACCAUGGUUCAUAGUAACAAGGAGGAACCAGUGGAAAAGCAAAGCGGUUCAAUGGAUGGUGGGGAUUCGUUGAAUUGUGAUGUGAACGAGCUAGAGAAGAAAGCAGGUUCUGCCGAUGAGGAUGCAAUGCUGGAUCAAGAACUUGAAGCUUAUGAUGGGAGAGAUGGAGAUUAUGAUUAUGAGCAGAUGGAUGGGGAUGGAGAAGAGUACAAUUUGGAGGAGGGUGAGGAAUACUUGGAGGAAGAUGAUGAUGAUGGUGGAAAGAAAGAGAAGGAAGCGUACUCUUAGAAGAGAUUGAAAAAGGCUUGGUUUUGAAUGUUUGUUGGUUCUUAGAUUAAAAUUCUGAUUGUAGUUUGUACAAGUAGAGGGAUGGAUGAUUCUAAAAACUCUUUGUUUUUAGUUUGUAUCUAACUUUUGCAUGGAGAAAUUCCUCCUGCUUCAGCUCAAUAUUCUUCUAUUCGGGUCACAAGUGGUUUUAAC
Messenger RNA from Cynara cardunculus var. scolymus (artichoke), 2588 nucleotides. Its product is annotated as zinc finger CCCH domain-containing protein 17-like. Gene Ontology annotation, molecular function: metal ion binding. NCBI's taxonomy places the organism in Eukaryota, Viridiplantae, Streptophyta, Magnoliopsida, Asterales, Asteraceae. The coding region runs from base 291 to 2396 and encodes 701 amino acids. The transcript has 3 exons. The record is from RefSeq and is a predicted model, not a curated record.